Messenger RNA from Spinacia oleracea (spinach), 3316 nucleotides. RefSeq lists its product as uncharacterized. The record is from RefSeq and is a predicted model, not a curated record. The coding region runs from base 143 to 3316 and encodes 1057 amino acids. NCBI's taxonomy places the organism in Eukaryota, Viridiplantae, Streptophyta, Magnoliopsida, Caryophyllales, Amaranthaceae. Gene Ontology annotation, biological process: nucleoside metabolic process. The transcript has 8 exons. Gene Ontology annotation, molecular function: catalytic activity.
ACUUUAGACUUCGGGAACUUGUGUUGUUCGCUUUAUCGGCGAAUUCCGCUUCGGAAAAAGGUAAUUUGUUUCUGAGUUCUCCUUUUUUCUUCGUUCUUCCUUCUACCCCUCAAUCUAAACCCUAGAUCGAGAUUUCGCGACCAUGGCAAAGAAUAGGGGCAAAAACAAGUUCGUUGUUGGCUCCUCUAGUGAGAGAGAGAACGUGCCUUCGGGGAGGUUACCGAAAUCUUCGAGGGGUCGACCUUCGGAGAGGCCGUUGGAGAAGAGUUCGAUUGGUUGGGAUGCUUCCGAAGAUGAACGUGCAACCUCUGGUGAGAGAGCUGGCUUUUCGGGUGUUCGUCGUCGUUACUCCGAGUUUCCAGUUCAUUGGUCGGAAGCUGAUCCGAAGGGCAAGUAUGCCUCAAUUUUGCAUGAGACCACGCAGAUCGACGGUCCGUUGGAGAAAUCGGUCAGCGGUGACUGGUUGGUGGAAGCGAAGUUAGGGAAUUAUCAUCGGAAGGCCGAGGAGCUAUACGGAAUUCAGCAUGCUUUGGGGUACUGGUGCGAGCUUCCUGAACAAGAGCGUCCUCGGGUGACUCAUCCACCGAGGGGGUUCAUUUCCGUGUAUACUCACCAUUUGGAGAAUGGUCUCCGCUUUCCUUUGGAUCCGUUCGUAUCCGAGGUUUUGGUGUCGUACAACAUUAGUUUGGCCCAGCUCACACCCAAAUCUAUGAGGCACAUAAUCGGAUUUAGAUGGGUGUGUGACUUCGUCAAUUUCCCUUGCUCUGUCGCUAUUUUUCGGGAUCUUCACGAUCUAGUUCUCAACCAUGCUUCCAAGGGUGAUGGGUAUGGUUGGUGGACCAUUGUCAACAAGAAGUCCCGAAAGAGGGGGGAUCCGAACUACAUCACGGCGUACCCCUACCUUAGCUCUGACCACAAUUGGAAGACGGAGUGGUUGCUCGUCCGUGUGCCGACGGAUCCGAAGCAUCCCAACUUUUAUCGUCCUCCGAAGUGGUUCGUGGCUCCUGAUCCUGAUAUGAGGGGUGUGGCGGCUCCAGAUCGGAACCAUCGCCACUAUGUGGACCUCCUCCAGUGGUUCUUGGCUCAAGAGGAUAACCACCGACUGCCGUCUAGCUGGCUCCCGAAUCUCAAUUACAUUCUGAGGGAGGACAUUCUUGCUGUUGCCGGUCUCAGCAGGAUUUUUGACAGGGAGUACGGCUUUAGCUGCAUUGAUCCUAAGAAGUUGGGCAUUUCUUUGGAUUUGAAGACUAUUCACGACCCGGCUCCCGAGUACAAGUUCGGAAAAGAUAACCCUCGUAAUCCUCGUCUGAAGGAUUACGUGUUGUCUCCUUUGGGGGUUGCUCGGAUAUCCGAAGUUCGAGCUGAUCCGUGGGAUUCCGCCUCUUCUGUUGAAGCUGUUCCUGUGAAGGUUGUGCUUCCUGAGUUGAAGACGACUUCGGAUCCGGGUCCUGGGACUGACGCUGUGCCGCGUGCCGUUCCUUCGGUUUCAUCUCCGGCUCGGAUAGAUAUCUCUUUAUCUAGGAACCGGGAUCAACGCAAAAGGAAGGGUAGCACUCUUUUGAGGCCUUCCACGCAUCCGAAGAAAGCGAAGGCUUCUCAGCCCUCGGAGAAGGAAGCAGUUUCGGAAGUCAUGCCUCCUCCUAAGAAUCUUCUUCACUUCAUGCCCUUGCCAGGGCAGAAGUUAAAGAGUGUGGUGGUUGCUGAACCGCCGGCCGUGGAUCAGCCGCUGAUCGAGGAAGAUAUCAUCCCUUCUCCCCUUAAACCAUCUGCUGCUUUGGGGAUCGAAAUCCAGGAUAUCACCGAGGUGAUGGAGGCGAUUGAAGCCGAUUUUGUUCCUGGUUCGGAUGUCCCUGAGGUAGCUGGGGAGAAGAAGGAGUCUGCUGAUCUUCCCUUCGAGAGGGAGAAGAGUCCAGACAAGGAGAUGAUAGAUCUCUCGGGCCCCGAAGCUGCGGUCCCCGAGGUUCAGAAGGAGGUUCCCUCUGCUGGAGAGGAGGAGCAGCCCGAGCAAGGUUUGACGAGGAAGAGGCGCCACUCGACUUUGGGUUCUACUUCUACCUCGGCCCUGGAUAGGCUGAUCCAUGCUGAUCCCUGUUCGGAUGUUCCGCUAAAACGGAUCCCCGAAGAAGUAAGGGAGGCGAUGGCUCGAUAUGCCAGGGCUCCGAUUUUGGGAGAGGACCCUUUGGCUCACGUGGGAUCCUUGGUGGGCCCCGAGGCUGCUCGGGAGAAUCUGCUUCGUGCUAACCCGCAGUGGAGGGUUCCUGGGGCCGAAGAGAGGAAUCCGGCAAUGAUGGCCCAGUACUAUCUGAACGAGGCUGUUUUCUGGUCUUCGUUCGCUUCCGAGUGUAGCUCGGUUGAGGAGAAACAACUGAGGAAAUAUCGUGAGGCUUAUGCUCGUGAUAUUCCCAUUUUGGACCAGAAGGCUGGGCAACUCCUCUCCGAGCUUACGGAACUCAAGCAGCUGUACCUUCACUAUAGUCGCGAGGCUAGAGAGUCUGCUGAGAAGAUCGGGACCGAGGUUGGCCAGCUCAUCUUCCGAGUUGAAGAGGAUGCUGAGAAGAUCGCUUCCUUUGCUGAGGAGAAGAAGGAUAUGGCCGCUAAGUUCGCUAGCGAACUUGAGGAAAAAGAUAGACUCUUCCAGGAGAUGAAGUCUAAAUUUGAAGCGGCCGACAAAGAGCGUACAGAGGCGGAGUUAAGGCUCCACCAUUUUGUCCAGCAUCGGGAGCUGAUCCAGCAGCAAGCUGAUAAGGUGCCUGUCCUUCGGCUGAAGCUUCGGGAAAAAGAUGACUAUAUUCGGAAGCUGGAGCAGGAGCGAGUCAACCUCUACACUGCUGAUCAGUGUAGAGAGCAGUACUGGAACGGCAUCCUGGGUGCUCGGCGCAUGUUUGCGAAGCACAUGCCUCACUUCCCUUGGAACGAGAAAGUUCCUCUAUGGAUGCAGGCCGAGGACCACUUGGUGGAAUGCCAAGCUGAUCGAGAUGAAGCUGAAGCUGAACGCCAAGCUGCUCUUGCAGAGGCUCGGGCCCAGAAGGCAACUUCCGAAGGCGAUACCACUGCUGGGGGAAGGAGAUUUCGGUUCGGAACGAUUGCCGGGAAGAAAGUGAUCUUGGUUAUGACAGGACUUGGCAUGGUAAACGCAGGCAUAACAUCCCAGUUAUUGUUAAAUUUAUUCAGAAUUGAAGGAGUUGUACAUUAUGGAAUAGCUGGUAAUGCAGACCCUUCCCUCCAUAUUGGAGAUGUUGCAAUUCCUCAAUAUUGGGCCCACCUUGGUCUUUUGAAUUGGCAGGUUAAAUAUUGCAACAAUUACUUGAGCAAUUAG